Molecule: messenger RNA, 960 nt
Organism: Galeopterus variegatus (Sunda flying lemur)
Lineage: Eukaryota; Metazoa; Chordata; Mammalia; Dermoptera; Cynocephalidae
Gene: TMEM50A
Product: transmembrane protein 50A
Exons: 7
Coding region: 165-638 (157 amino acids)
Biological process (GO): late endosome to vacuole transport via multivesicular body sorting pathway; protein targeting to vacuole
Source: RefSeq, a predicted model, not a curated record
GCGCGACGGAGUCCCGGGGGCGGUGCUGCUACAUCCGGGUGUCUGGCGUCUUGUAGCUGUUUUGUUUUCUUGGCUGGAACUAGGAGGAGGGUCAGGCGGUCCGGCGCCGCGCGACACCAGGCUCCGAACCGACUGCACGGGUGGGACUGAACUGACCUGAAAAAAUGUCUGGAUUUCUAGAAGGCUUGAGAUGCUCAGAAUGCAUUGAUUGGGGGGAAAAGCGCAAUACUAUUGCUUCCAUUGCUGCUGGUGUUCUAUUUUUUACAGGCUGGUGGAUUAUCAUAGAUGCAGCUGUUAUUUAUCCCACUAUGGAAGAGUUCAACCACUCAUACCAUGCCUGUGGUGUUAUAGCAACCAUAGCCUUCCUAAUGAUUAAUGCAGUAUCAAAUGGACAAGUCCGAGGUGAUAGUUACAGUGAAGGUUGUCUGGGUCAAACAGGUGCUCGGAUUUGGCUGUUCAUUGGUUUCAUGUUGGCCUUUGGAUCUCUGAUUGCAUCUAUGUGGAUUCUCUUUGGAGGUUAUGUUGCUAAAGAAAAAACCAUAGUAUACCCUGGAAUUGCUGUAUUUUUCCAGAAUGCCUUCAUCUUUUUUGGAGGACUGGUUUUUAAGUUUGGCCGUACUGAAGACUUAUGGCAGUGAAAACAUCUGCUUUCCUACAGCACAGCAACCCUGCAUGGGUUUUUUUGUCUUUUUGGUUUUUUUACUGCUCACUCCCAAUAUUUUGUAAUGCUGUUUUCUAAACUUAUUUCUCAGUGUAGCCUCAGCUUAAAGUUAUGUAAUACUAAAAUCAUGAGAACUCCCUAUUUAAACAACCACCAAAAAAAUCUCUUGUGGUAUAUGCUUGAUUAACUUAUAAAAUGUUAAAAGAAACUAUGUCACAUGAGUAAUUUUUGUCCAGUUUUAUCAUCGUAUAAUUUGUAAAAAUAAAAAUAAAUUACAAAAGAAAUUAUGGAUUCACCAA